AAUAUCCCGGCACUCGAAGGCAAUCGAUGUGCCCGCAGCUGGCAGAGAUGGGCGAACGCGAGCCGGAGUCGGACGAGGACUGCGAGGUCUAUUUCCUAAAGCCGGUCAACGAGUACAACAUUGUGGACAGGAUCAAGGAGGCCAACAAGGAGCUCUUCGCGCUGGAUGAGGAGGCCUCCAAUGGGAAUGGCAAGGUGACCAAGGUGAAGUUUGCUUUGAAUCUGGAGGAUUACGAACCCACGGAGCAGAAGGAUCAGAGUCCCAGUCCGCCGGAUGAACUGCUGCAGCAGUUGACGCAGCUUAAACUAAAACCCAUUGCAGAGGAGGAGCCAUCAGUUCCAGAGGUGUCCAAGGAGGAACCUCCUCCGGCUGAAGAACCAGAAGUAGAGGAGGUGGAGGAGGAGAUAUGCGAGGAAAUCGUGGAAUUGAGUGAGGUUCCUCCUCAACAGCCUGUUGUCCAGGAAGCCAUUCCCAUAGAAGAUGAUGAAGACGACUUUUCCGGCGUGGAUGAGGCAGAUCUUGAUGAUGAUUCGCCGGCAAAAGACUCCUCCAUUCCCGCUUCUUUAAGGCAGAACACCUUUGACCAGGAUGACUCCGACCAGAAGAGCCUCACCAAUCUGCUAACCGAAUCCGAUUGCGAGGAGGAGGAACGCACCUUGAACGAGGCUCGUCAGAAGCUAAGGGAUGCCUACAAGAAUCUCUAUAAAACGCUGGAUCCCAAGCAGCAGGCCACCAUCGACAGGUUGACGGGAGCUGAGAGUGAAGUUCCCUUGCCGGAGCCGCCUGUAGUUGCUCCACUAAAAGCUGUCACCGCCGCCGAUGAGGAGGAUGACCUGUCCAUCAUCGUGGCCAGCUAUAUUCCCGAUGAUUUCGAGCUCAACGAGCAGAGCAUUUACUACAAGAAGGAGGAGGAUGACGUCAAGGAAGCCUGCUCCGCGUGUCCCAAGUCCACGGCCAAGACCUUCUUCACCUCGCGCAGCUUCAGCUUUCGGCGACGGGCCAAACCCACGCCCACUCCUUCCUCCGCCGCCUCCACGACUUCACCUCCCGCCAUUCGGAUGAACUACAAGAUCUGCUGCGAGCAUCGCCAUUCGCUGCAGGGCAAGCUGCCCAGGUACACGGGCUACAUGUCCGAAUAUGGACUGACUGCCCAGCAAUUGCAGCGCAGGGAUCAGCAGCUGAGAAGGAAGCAGCGCUUCUCCAUGGAGCAGACCAUCAAUAGAAACGAACAGGAGCUGAAGAAGAUGCAGGACAACGAGAGGGCCUUCACCACCUGGCUGAAGAACAAGAUGCGCUAUCCGAUCAACAAGACGCGCAAUAUGUUCGAUGCUCAUAAGAGAAGGGGCAGUGUGGCCGCCGCCGGAAGUCCCCGUCAGCAAGCGAAUCCUCAUAAUCCUCACCAGGAGCACCAUGGACGACGAAGGCGACGACGCGACAGCGGCGAGGAGGAGGUGCACGCCUAUCGACACCUCCUCGGCAGCUGGAACAAGUAGUAGUAAUGUA
Messenger RNA from Drosophila takahashii, 1503 nucleotides. RefSeq lists its product as uncharacterized. Lineage: Eukaryota; Metazoa; Arthropoda; Insecta; Diptera; Drosophilidae. Gene Ontology annotation, molecular function: microtubule binding. The record is from RefSeq and is a predicted model, not a curated record.